Molecule: messenger RNA, 656 nt
Organism: Salvia miltiorrhiza (redroot sage)
Lineage: Eukaryota; Viridiplantae; Streptophyta; Magnoliopsida; Lamiales; Lamiaceae
Product: transcription elongation factor 1 homolog
Exons: 5
Coding region: 204-473 (89 amino acids)
Biological process (GO): transcription elongation by RNA polymerase II
Cellular component (GO): transcription elongation factor complex
Molecular function (GO): RNA polymerase II complex binding
Source: RefSeq, a predicted model, not a curated record
GUUACGGAUUUUUAACCCAAAAGAAAAUUAAGAAGAUUUUUCACGGAGAGGGAGCUUCAAGAUAUGAAAACGACAAAAGCUAUCAGCUUCGACACUACGCACAUAUAUAGCGAUCUAUCAUUCUGAAAAAUCUGUCUCAAAAAACAAUAUCUUUCUGGAAAAUCUAAACAGAGCAAUCAAAAGUUCAUACAAUCAACUGAAUUAUGGGUAAGAGGAAGUCUAGUGCGAAGCCACCCCCAAGGAAGCGAAUGGACAAACUUGACACUGUCUUCAGCUGUCCCUUCUGUAACCAUGGCACCAGUGUGGAAUGCCGCAUUGACAUGAAAAACCUGAUUGGCGAGGCUUCUUGCCGGAUUUGUGAAGAGAGCUUCAGCACCACCAUAACAGCUCUUACUGAGGCCAUAGACAUAUAUAGCGAAUGGAUUGAUGAGUGUGAACGUGUCAACAACGUGGAAGACGAAGAUGAUGCAUAGGUUCUGACUGUCAGUUUGUUUGGGAAAUUCGUAGCUAAUCUUUUCUGUGGCCUGAGGUCAAGUGGGAGCUUUUAAAUGGUGGAGUCUGCUGUAUCGUAGACACUAUAUCUAUAUUGUGUGUGUAUAGUUUAGCAGAAGUUAUGCCACCUUAUAAUAAUAUCUUCAUGUUUUAAUUUGAACCGA